CCUCCAUCCUCUCAAACCCUCCAACAACCUCCAUCACCUUCUAUCACACAAGAUGAGCUUCCACGAGUCCGCUGUCCCCGGUUCCAUCCGCCUGGAGGGACCCUGCCUCCACGCUCUCCUCCGCGACGAGCAGGGCGGCGAGCGCCCCGCCAUGGUUGACCUGGAUCAAUUCAUCGGCAACAAUGACGGCCACUUCCAAUGGGGCGGCAACAACUUUUUCGAGACUGCCCGCGGGGUGUACUUCGACAUCGAGGGCGGUGCCAACGUGCCCGUCCUCCGCGCUGAGCUCCGCGACGAGCAGGGUGGCUGGCGCACCGCCGACGUCAACCUGGCCGAGCGCCUCUUCAACAUCAACGGUCGCUUUGAGUUCCAGUAGUUAUUGAGAUACCUUGAAUUGAAUUCUUUGUUUUUGUUCAUAUUUCUUGCGUCCGGGACCUCGAUCCACGGAGGGAUCGAUUGUAGAGGGGUCGUCGUCAGAGCAUUACAGAAUAUUAGG
Messenger RNA from Aspergillus homomorphus CBS 101889, 496 nucleotides. Its product is annotated as CVNH domain-containing protein. Bases 53 to 376 code for a protein of 107 amino acids. NCBI's taxonomy places the organism in Eukaryota, Fungi, Ascomycota, Eurotiomycetes, Eurotiales, Aspergillaceae. The transcript is spliced from 2 exons. The record is from RefSeq and is a predicted model, not a curated record.